Messenger RNA from Fonsecaea nubica, 669 nucleotides. RefSeq lists its product as hypothetical. Bases 1 to 669 code for a protein of 222 amino acids. Gene Ontology annotation, molecular function: glutathione binding; glutathione transferase activity. NCBI's taxonomy places the organism in Eukaryota, Fungi, Ascomycota, Eurotiomycetes, Chaetothyriales, Herpotrichiellaceae. The record is from RefSeq and is a predicted model, not a curated record. The transcript has 2 exons. Gene Ontology annotation, cellular component: cytoplasm.
AUGCCAGCCUUCACCCUAUAUGGCGCGCGCGGCUCGACCAACACCGAUCGUGUCCGUCUCACCCUCGCCGAAGGAGGCUUCACCGACUACGACUUCGUUCUUGUCAACCUCCAGAAGAGAGAGCAGAAGUCAGAAGAGAACAUGAAACGUCACCCGUGGGGUAAAAUCCCCGUCGUCGUUUUCCCCAGCGGGUUCACUCUGUACGAGAGUCGUGCGAUCUGCAAAUACCUGACACGGAAGUACUCCUUUCCACUACUCCCAUCGGCCUCGGAUGUCGAAGCCACGGCGCUUUUCGACCAGGCCGAGUCUGCAGAAAUACUCUACUUCGCAGAACCGGCAGGGAAGAUCGCCUUUGAGAAAUUUGCGAAGCGGUUCAUGGGCCUGCCUCCCGAUGAGACCAUUGUUUCGGAUGCGCUGCAGUCGGUCGAGAUGUUCUUCGAUGUUGCAGAUCGGCUCUUGCGGGACAGAGAGUUCAUGGCCGGAAAUGCCUUUACUCUCGCGGAUAUCUAUUACAUACCACUGGUCCAACGGCUUUUUGCGAGCGGGUAUGGGGAUGUCAUCUUCAGUCGCGAGGCUGUGAGUGCUUGGUGGAAGCGCUGCAUGGAUAGGCCGGCUAUACAGAAGAUGCUGGCUGCCGACAGGGACGCCAUGGCAAAUGUUGGUAAAUAG